AUGCCGAGCGGGUCCUGCAGAGGCGUCACGUCGUCACGUCCUCCUUCCUCUGUUUCUUCUCGACGUGAGGCUGACUUGAAGGGAACGUUCUCGAGAAGGAAAAGAAAUAGGACCGGGGAGUAGAAACAGCAACUACCCCAUAAAGCUGCCUCAGGAGCAGUGAAGUGUCUUCAUGGCAGUUCGUCGAGGACACAAUAAGUACUUUAAAGCUGACUUGCAGGAGGUGUAUGAGAUGUCUAACGGUUAUGAAGAUCACAUGGGAGGGGAUGAGGCGAAGGACGCAAAGACUAACCUGAUAGUGAACUACCUGCCUCAGAGUAUGUCUCAAGAUGAGCUGCGAAGCCUCUUCAACAGCAUUGGAGAGGUUGAGUCUGCCAAGCUGGUGCGAGACAAAAUGGCAGGCCACAGUUUAGGGUACGGAUUUGUUAACUAUCUUAACCCUAGUGAUGCAGAAAGAGCUAUCAGUACUCUGAAUGGACUAAGGCUACAGUCCAAAACUAUCAAGGUUUCAUAUGCACGGCCCAGCUCAGACACAAUAAAGGAUGCAAACUUGUAUAUCAGCGGCCUGCCCAGGUCCAUGGCCCAGAAGGAUGUGGAAGAAAUGUUUUCUCGCUUCGGGCAUAUCAUAAAUUCCAGAGUACUUGUAGAUCAGUCUUCAGGUACGACAGGUGUGUCCCGUGGGGUGGCUUUUAUCCGAUUUGAUAAACGAGCAGAGGCUGAAGAAGCCGUCAAGAAUCUGAACGGUCAGAAACCACCUGGAGCCUCUGAGCCCAUCACAGUGAAAUUUGCAGCCAACCCAAACCAGGUGAAGAACACUCAGCUCAUCUCUCAGCUCUACCACAAUCAGUCCCGGCGCUUCGGAGGGCCCUUACACCACCAGGCACAGCGGUUUAGGUUUUCUCCAAUGGGUGUUGAUCACAUGGGCGGCAUGGGAGGCGUGAACGUCCCAGGGAACUCCUCCUCUGGCUGGUGCAUCUUCAUCUACAAUCUGGGCCAGGAUGCGGACGAGAGCAUCCUGUGGCAGAUGUUCGGCCCUUUCGGCGCAGUCACAAAUGUCAAGGUGAUCCGAGACUUCAACACCAACAAGUGCAAGGGCUUCGGUUUUGUGACCAUGACAAACUACGAGGAGGCGGCCAUGGCCAUCACCAGCCUGAACGGGUACCGGCUCGGAGAUAAGAUACUGCAAGUGUCCUUUAAGACUAGCAAGGGCCACAAGUAGAGCGAUUUGGACAAUGGGUGUAGAGGGGUGCAGUAAACAGGCUGUGUCGGGCUUUUCCCAUAGAAAGGUGGAUUUAAAUGCCUAAGUCUGGCACGUUUUUAGUUUAAUCGUAUUCAGAGUAAACUGAGAAUUUCAGUCUUCUGCACCUUUGUACUUGUGUCUAAUUUUUUUUUCGUCUUUGUUGUUUUUCCUUAUACUUUUUUGGGGGGAGGGGGCUUGAUGUCACUUACUUUAUAUUUGUUUUUGAGUGCAUAAAGAAGUAAUCAUACAAAUAGACUUUUGAAAUUGUUCUCAAAAGCAAAUAUAUAUACAUAUGUCUCAUGCGCUGUAUUAUUUGUUAGGAAGGCAUGAGGACAACAGAGGCUUCAUAACAGGUCAAAGAGGAUAUAUAAAGAAAACACAACUUGUUCAAAGCAUAGACAAUUUUGUUGGUUAAUAAAGUGCAAAUAUAAAGAAAAACUUGGCAGAAGCCACACUCCAAUCUGUUCACGUAGAAAUAGAGGCCUUAAAUUGUGCACUGGACACUGAUCUGACCGUGUUUGAAGGAUAAGAGCGAAGCACUUUUAACCUGUUAUUGUUUGAAGUUGCUCUUAAUAUCAGCCUUUUUGAUGCUAACAAAAUAUUAACUCUUCUUCUGACCAACAUUUUAACUAUUAAGAGGUUGGCUGCAAAAUCAUUUUUGCUUUGGUACCCCUAAAAUGUCUGUUAUUCUGUGUUGUAAUAAGUUACUCUUGUUUAAAAAAAAAAAAAAAAGAAUAAAAAAGACAAUAAAUAAGACUAAAGAUGGACCAAAGCCAGGGAGAGAUCUAAUGAAACAAGGUUUUUUUUGUUUGUUGAUUUAGCAAGACAAUUUACAUCGUUUUGUUUUUUUGUUUUUCAUUUGGUACUGACAUGUGAUGCUUAUGGACAUCAACCCCCUGUUUGGUUUUUCAGUUUGUUUGUUUUGUUUUUGUUUGGUAAUUUUUGUUUUAAGUCAUUUUGUUUUGAUUAUGUUUCUUUGUAGGGAUCUACAUUUUUGUUUCAGUAUAAAUUGAAAACUUGUGCAAACAGGAGCUUUUCUUAAAUUUGGAGAAAAUUACCUUUGUUAACAAUUUAAGUUUAGAUUUGCUUUUGUUUGUUUCUUUGAUUUUUGGUUGUUUCAUUAUAAAUACUAAACCAUUAAAUUUUAUUUCAUUUUGCUGAACGUUUUGUUUCGUUUGUUUCUUUUGUUUAAAAUUUUAUUUGAGUUUUGUAUGUUUUUUUUGUUUUUUUUUUCCCCGAAGCAGACAUUCUCCAAAAAGGUCCUGAAGUCCCUGAUAAUCCCAAACAACAAGCCAAUCUGCAUUAGACAUCAAUACUGGAUUAUAAUGUUCAACAUUAAGUGGACCAAAACAAAUUCAGAAUAUUGUAGGGGGGGGGGGGGGGGGGGAUUUAGAUUAUAUAGACUCUGUGUUUUAAGAGGAAAGAGUUUCCAGAGCAUAAGAGAUAAAAAAUAUUAAAACAGGAUUAGGCUUUAUAUUCGGAUUGUUGCUUAGAUGCAAGAUCUUUCUCCAUGAAUCUGGUUGCUUGUUUAAACUGAUGAAUAUUGGAUAUUUGCUAGACCUUUUCAUUGUAGUUAGGUAAGUUGAGUCCAACUUUGUUGCAUAAAAAGUAUUUUAAUAUGAGCUCAUUUGUGAAACCAAAACUGCUUUGUGCAGAUUUUGAUUUUACCUUGAGAGGUCCGAAUGGUGUUUAAAUUGCUUCUACUUACGUCACAUUUAGGAACACUCUUGGCAUAAAACAGCUAAUUUUACUGUGGUCGAUUUGUUGAAUGGUGGUAAGAUUGACCCCAUGUCUUUUAUCCAAGCUCAACAGAAACUGGCCCAAGGAACACUUGGUUUGUAUUUAAACCCACUUUAUAAACAGUUAUUUGUCUGACAUUUCAAGGAAUUUUAAAAGUAAUCUGAUUUUUCAUAUUUAAUCGUAAAAAUAAACCGUUUUGCUUUAGAAUUUUCUAAUAUUUAUGUCACUGUUCUUACCUUUGUGCAAUAUUUUAAAACUUGCUUAAAGCGGGUGAUCUUGGACUUAUUUUUUUUUUUUAACAGGUUCUGUUUUUUUAUAACUGACAUGUUACUGCUUUUGUUCUUCUGCAGUCUUGUUUGAAAUGUAUGAAAUGUUGAGGUUUGUUUUAGAGGUGGUCAAAAUUUCCUGCAGCCUGCCUUAAUUUAUAUGAUAAAAUAGUGUACAGGAAGUGGCAUUUAUUUAUUUGAGUGUACACCAUUAUACUUGAUACAUAUUCUAGUGUUUUUAAUGAGUUAUUGACUUGUUAUUUUUGUUAUGAACUUGUUUAACAUCAAGUCCAGGUUUAUUAAAUGUCUAACAUUGAAUAACUUCACUAAUAUGUGGAAAAAUUACAGAAUUACUAAAAUUAAAUGUCUUCAGAAGCC
Molecule: messenger RNA, 3624 nt
Organism: Girardinichthys multiradiatus
Lineage: Eukaryota; Metazoa; Chordata; Actinopteri; Cyprinodontiformes; Goodeidae
Gene: elavl1a
Product: ELAV like RNA binding protein 1a
Exons: 7
Coding region: 173-1219 (348 amino acids)
Cellular component (GO): ribonucleoprotein complex
Molecular function (GO): RNA binding
Source: RefSeq, a predicted model, not a curated record